AUGAACUGUUUCGAGGAAUGUGACGAGGUGUAAACACUGCUCAGUUGGUAAGCUAGCCACCGGUUGUUAACAGUAUCGGUAGCUAAGUUUGAUACGGUCGCCGGUGAAUUGCACGCAGUUAUGGCUUCACGGAUUCUUGAGCUUGUGAUGUCACUUCAACACUGACUCCAUACUCGCCGUAUCCCGCUCACUCUGAUCCUUUGAUUGCAUACAUGAUUAAUAUUCCGUCAUCAUGACCAAAGACAUCGUUGUUGGAGAUGAAUUACCAGACUGGGUGGGGGCCAAGGAGUUUUACCAGAAGUAUGACCCCAAAGAGGUGAUUGGCAGGGGUGUGAGCAGUGUGGUGCGCAGGUGUGUGCACAGACACACGGGUCAAGAGUUGGCAGUGAAGAUCAUUGAGAUCACAGCGGAGAAGAUGACCGUUCAGCAGCUGCAUGAGGUGAAAACCUCCACGCUGAAGGAGAUCCAAGUCCUCAACAUGGUGAAGGGACACUCCUCAAUCAUCACUCUUAUUGAUUCCUAUGAGUCCACAACCUUCAUAUUUUUGGUGUUUGAUCUCAUGAGGCGAGGAGAGCUGUUUGACUAUCUCACAGAAAAAGUUACUUUGAAUGAGAAGGAAACCAGGAGUAUGAUGCGAGCUUUGCUGGAGGCCGUGCAGUACCUUCACUCCUUCAACAUCGUCCACCGGGACUUAAAGCCUGAAAACAUUCUCCUCGAUGAUUAUGGACACAUAAAACUGUCAGACUUUGGUUUCUCUGUUCAGCUACAACCUGGAGACAAGCUUAGAGAGCUCUGUGGGACGCCUGGUUACUUGGCCCCUGAAAUACUGAAAUGUUCGAUGGAUGAAAUGCACAUGGGCUAUGGCCAAGAGGUCGAUCUCUGGGCGUGUGGCGUGAUCCUUUUCACCUUACUGGCCGGCUCACCACCGUUCUGGCAUCGCAAGCAGAUGCUGAUGCUGAGGAUGAUCAUGGAGGGUCACUAUCAGUUCAGCUCACCAGAGUGGGAUGACAGGUCUGACACUGUGAAAGAUCUGAUAUCCAGGCUGAUGGUUGUGGACCCAGCUGUCCGUCUCAAUGCUGAGCAAGCUCUAGCACAUCCCUUCUUCAGACUGUACCAGAAGGAGGAUGUGCGACUCUUUAGUCCCAGAAAGAGUUUUAGGGUGUUGAUAUUGAGCGUGCUGGCCUGUAUCAGGAUGUACAGCCGUUACCGCAGGGCUCGGCCGCUGACUCGGGAAGUGCUGGCCAGAGAUCCUUACUCCAUUCGCGGUGUCCGCAAACUCAUCGACGGCUGCGCCUUCCGCAUCUACGGGCACUGGGUGAAGAAAGGGGAGCAGCAGAACCGAGCCGCCCUCUUUCAGAACACGGCUAAAAUCAUGCUGCUGGGCCUGGAGGACUUUGAAACAUAAAGCGGUCAACCUCAUUCCUAACCACACUGAUUUUUAUUUAAACAUUCGCAUGUGCUCUCAUGUCAGUGUUUGUGAUGUCAAAUUACUGUUUAAUUUUAAGAAGAGGAAUUCAGGGGCCAGGAUGUUUGUGUGCCUUAUUAAUGCGCACCGUGGUUCUGCAAGUUAAGCAUGCACAUCUUAUCUUAUCCACCCUUUGAUCCAAGUUUGUGGUUGUUUGAAACUCUUCUUGUCGGGUCAUCAGUUUUGCAGUAAAGGACACAUUGCACAAUCAUUUGAAAUAACACAUCACAUAUAAGUACAUUAUGUGUAUUUAUGAUAUUACCUGUUAAUCGUCAGUUAUAACUGAGGAGAUGUGUUUCUAAACACUGCAUGGCUGAAGUGGACAUUAAAGCACUGUGAUUAAUUAUUUAAUAGAUGAUUCUAUACACAUAAUGUUACAAUUUACAGAUGGUUCCAGUGUUACAAAUCAGUACUGAAAGACAUGUGAAACAUUCAUGUAGAAUAUUUGGAGUGCUUUUGGGAGAGUAACCUGCAGCUGUCAUGCAUGCAGACAGUCCUCAAUAGGAAACCCACUUAAACUAACUGUGAAAAUGACUUGUGACUGUAUUUAACCAACACCAUUCCAUACUCUGUUCAUUCUUCAGUUUGAUAAGUGGCACUUUUCCAGAGAGUUUCUCUCGAAGAAAUAACUGUAGAAAUGCAGAUAUGAUGUACUGUAUGUGAAAAAACAAAGUUUUGUUGAUAAUAAAACUAAUGUUUGAGCUUGAUUUGUCAAACUG
This is a messenger RNA of Anarrhichthys ocellatus (wolf-eel), 2184 nucleotides long. RefSeq names its product phosphorylase kinase, gamma 2 (testis) (gene phkg2). The record is from RefSeq and is a predicted model, not a curated record. Lineage: Eukaryota; Metazoa; Chordata; Actinopteri; Perciformes; Anarhichadidae. The transcript has 10 exons. Gene Ontology annotation, biological process: glycogen metabolic process; protein phosphorylation. Gene Ontology annotation, cellular component: phosphorylase kinase complex. Bases 233 to 1405 code for a protein of 390 amino acids. Gene Ontology annotation, molecular function: ATP binding; calmodulin binding; phosphorylase kinase activity.